AUGCAGUGUGCAGAUCUUGAACUUUCACCGGAACAAAUUAUGAACAUGACACUUGCAAAAAUUGAGGACAAGCUUCAGGGUAAUGGAAGAUCUCUUAAAGAGUUUGACAAGAUGCCUUACCCAAGUUCGGACGUUAUUGAUGGCUUAGAGGAUCGACUCCUACUAGAUGAGCUGAACUUUGAUGUCGAUGCCCUAACUAAGGAGCUUAACAACAACCUAUCUAAUAUGAACAUAGGUCAGAGAAAAGCAUUUGAUGUCAUCAUACAGGCAGUCAAUGGUAACGCCGGAGGAUUCUUCUUUGUUUAUGGCUGCGGUGGUACCGGUAAGACGUAUCUAUACAGGACUCUAUCAGCUGCAAUUCGAAGCAAAAGGGGCAUUGUACUGAAUGUUACAUCCAGUGGGAUUGCUUCUUUAUUGUUUCCAAAUGGACGCACAACUCAUUCAAGGUUUAAGAUACCGCUGGAGUUGACAGAGGACUCAGUAUAUUGCAUUAAGCAAGGUACAUCUUUGGCCAAGUUGAUAUGCAAAGCUAGACUUAUUAUAUGGGAUGAGGCACCAAUGCUCAACAAACUUUGCUACGAAGCACUCGACAAGUGCUUUCGUGACAUCCUGAGCUCAGAACCAUAUUAUAAUGCAGAAUUACCUUUUGGAGGUAAGGUCGUGGUACUAGGAGUUGACUUUAGACAGAUUCUUCCAGUCAUUCCAAUGAGCUCCCGUCAGGAUAUUGUUCAUUCAGCUAUCAAUGCUUCGUAUCUAUGGCAACACUGUACUAUUCUAACCCUGACAGUGAACAUGCGUUUAACUAUUGGACCAACAGAUAAAGCUGUGGAUGAUGUUAUUGAGUUCUCAAAAUGGCUGUUGGAUAUUGGGGAUGGCUUGGUUGGGGAUUCUAUGGAUGGGGAGUCAGAGGUGCAUAUUCAUCCUGACAUAUUGAUACAUGAUUCAAUUCAUCCCUUUGAUGAUAUGGUUGAGUUUGUAUACCCUAACCUCUUGGCUAAUAUUAUUCAGCCAUCGUACUUUAAACAUCGAUCCAUCCUUGGUCUUACAUUAGAGGUGGUCAAUGAGGUAAGGUGGUCAAUGAGGUGA
This is a messenger RNA of Arachis duranensis, 1086 nucleotides long. RefSeq lists its product as uncharacterized. Lineage: Eukaryota; Viridiplantae; Streptophyta; Magnoliopsida; Fabales; Fabaceae. The transcript has 2 exons. The record is from RefSeq and is a predicted model, not a curated record. Gene Ontology annotation, molecular function: DNA helicase activity. Bases 1 to 1086 code for a protein of 361 amino acids. Gene Ontology annotation, biological process: DNA repair; telomere maintenance.